This is a messenger RNA of Thermothielavioides terrestris NRRL 8126, 1873 nucleotides long. RefSeq lists its product as uncharacterized. NCBI's taxonomy places the organism in Eukaryota, Fungi, Ascomycota, Sordariomycetes, Sordariales, Chaetomiaceae. Gene Ontology annotation, molecular function: monoatomic ion transmembrane transporter activity. Bases 264 to 1334 code for a protein of 356 amino acids. The record is from RefSeq and is a predicted model, not a curated record. Gene Ontology annotation, cellular component: mitochondrial inner membrane. Gene Ontology annotation, biological process: monoatomic ion transport; mitochondrial transmembrane transport. The transcript is spliced from 3 exons.
GUCGGAGCCAUUUUUACAGGGCCGCUCGUUAUCUCGUCCACCGUUUCACCGCUUCCCAUCGGCUUGAGACACAACAUUGGGUGGUGCAGUUGCCGACCGGAAGACGGUUGGAGCCGGUGCUCUGGGCUGGCCGACCACACGCUCAUUCUGUUUGGGCCUGUUACCCGCGGCCGGGGGCUGUUAUUCUUUUUCUUAUCCUCGCCCCCCCGCCGUCCACGGUUUGUGACAGAUCGCCAAAGCAACCUCGCCAAACAGUCGCCGCCAUGUCUGCGUCCCUACCAGGCAGCCGGGCGCUCCCGGAGUCACAGUAUGACCUCAGCACAUACUGGGGGCGUGUCAGGCACACCGCUGGGAUUACCGAUCCGAGGACCCUCUUUGUCGGCCGCGCCGGGCUCGAACAGGCCAAGAAUGCCCUGAUCGCAUACAAGACGGGCCAGAUAAAAGACAUGACGCCGGAGCUAUGGAGGGCCAAGAAAAUCGUCGACUCGACGCUGCACCCAGACACCGGGGAGCCCGUCUUCCUGCCCUUCCGCAUGUCCUGCUUUGUCCUGUCCAACUUGGUCGUGACAGUGGGGAUGCUGACUCCCGGGCUCGGUAACCGCGGCACAGUAGCGUGGCAGGUUGCCAACCAGUCGCUCAACGUCGCCAUCAACUACUCCAACUCGAACAAAUCCUCCCCGCUCUCCUGGUCCAAGAUCGCCCAGUCCUACUUCCUCGCCGUCACCGCCUCGUGUUCCGUAGCCCUCGGUCUCAACAGCCUCGUCCCGCGCCUCAAGAGCCUCUCCCCAUCCACCCGCCUCAUCCUCAGCCGCCUAGUGCCCUUCGCCGCCGUGGCCAGCGCAGGCGCCCUCAACGUCCUCCUCAUGCGCGGCGAGGAGAUGCGCACGGGCAUUGACGUCUUCCCCGUUGUGCCCAAGUCAAAAACCAGCGCUGCCGGCGCGGUCCCAUCCGCGGAGAAACCCGCCCAGAGCGAGGCCGACGAGGGGAUCGAAGACGCUGCCGCCGCCACCCCCGCCAGCCUAGGCAAGAGCAAAAAGGCCGCCACGCUGGCCGUCGUCGAGACGGCGGCCAGCCGCGUGUUCAACAGCUCGCCCAUCAUGGUCAUCCCGCCGCUGGUGCUGGUGCGCCUGCAGCGCACCGAGUGGCUGCGGCGCAACCCGCGCUACACGCUGCCUGUCAACCUCGGCCUGAUCCUGCUGACCAGCUAUGCCGCGCUGCCGCUGGCCCUGGCGGCCUUCCCGCAGCGGCAACGCGUCAGGGCUGAGAGUUUGGAGGAGGAGUUCCAUGGUCGUGGCGGGGAGGACGGGUUGGUGGAGUUUAAUAGGGGGAUUUAAACAUGUAAGCGUCAGCGGCAGCGGUAGCGGUUUAGGAGUGGUGUUCUGGGAGUCAUUUUUAAUGGAUGGGAUGUGAAGAAAUGCCUGGAGUACAUACAUGCUGGCUGUUCUUGGCCAUCUCGCGAAGUGCUGCUGUCUCCUUCCUGGCGGGAACCGGAACCUUAUUUCGGCCCGGCCGACUUGGGACGGAAAGGCGAGUCGGCACAGUGCGCUACCUGGGGAUAUAGGUUCACUUUUUGGACCCCGAAAGCAACACACAAUUCCCGUGGAUGGCGCAGUGGUGGGUGGUUGACGCGUGCGGUUAUCUCAAAUCUAUACCUGAGAGUCCCUAAUCCCUCGCGGGUAGCUUUACCCAGAUCAGCCAUCUACCCUAACAACCCGCGUUCGAGUUCGGGUUACGCCUCCACACCUUUUUCAUUUUAUUUUAUUUUUCUAUCCUUUCUGGCGGUUACUUCGCGUAGGUAUACCUUGGAGGCGAUUGAUACGCAGCGGAAAUAGAACGAUGCAUUGGAGCCAAAAACUUCUGGGCUGACUUCGUC